AUGUAUUGGAUAUGUGUCUUCGUACAACCAACGCUUUAUUCGGCAACCCCUUCGCACAAAAUUGCUAAUUAUUAUACGCUGGGCUGGAUAGCGUGGAUCGAUACUCUCUUCAAGAGGAAUAAGAUCAGACAGACGUCCAAGUGCAGACUCAGGAGUUGUGUCUUCUACUCGACCCUUUCUUUCACGAUAUCGCUGGUCAGCAUCCUUUACUAACUCUCCUGUGUAUGCUUCUUUUUUAGCCUUUCUCUCAGAUUCGCUUAGUGAUCGUCGCGGUCGUCUUGCUCUCAUCGAACUAUCUAUAUCAAUAGCUGUUGA
Haemonchus placei is the source of this 315-nucleotide messenger RNA. The record is from the annotation of a GenBank genome assembly. Lineage: Eukaryota; Metazoa; Nematoda; Chromadorea; Rhabditida; Trichostrongylidae.